Molecule: messenger RNA, 1232 nt
Organism: Gadus macrocephalus (Pacific cod)
Lineage: Eukaryota; Metazoa; Chordata; Actinopteri; Gadiformes; Gadidae
Product: extracellular calcium-sensing receptor-like
Exons: 1
Coding region: 105-944 (279 amino acids)
Biological process (GO): G protein-coupled receptor signaling pathway
Cellular component (GO): membrane
Molecular function (GO): G protein-coupled receptor activity
Source: RefSeq, a predicted model, not a curated record
UAACGAUAAUUACUUCUUGUUGUUUGUUAGACUCAACUCAAUGUACCAGUUGUCAAAAGGAGUUUUGGUCCAACCGCCAACGUGAUCACUGUGUGCCCAAAACCAUGGAAUAUCUUUCCUAUACGGAACCCCUAGGCAUCUCCUUGACCACUGCUUCAUUAUCUGGUGCACUUUUAUGCACUAUUGUUUUUGGAAUCUUCACUUAUCAUCGUACAACGCCAGUGGUUAGGGCCAACAACUCAGAGCUUAGCUUCCUCAUUCUGCUGUCACUCAAACUAUGCUUCUUGUGCUCCUUGCUUUUCAUUGGUCACCCAAGGCUGUCAACUUGUCAGCUGAGGCAAGCAGCCUUUGGGAUCAGCUUUGUGCUGUGUGUCUCGUGUAUCCUGGUGAAGACCAUGGUUGUUCUGGCGGUAUUCAAGGCCUCAAAACCAGGAGGUGGAGGUAGUCUGAAGUGGUUUGGGGCAAUGCAUCAGAGAGGGAUUGUUGUAUUUCUGACUUUAAUACAAGCAGCAAUAUGUACAACCUGGCUUAUGUCGUCCUCACCAACUCCUCAUAAAAACACACAGUACUAUAAAGACAAGAUAAUAGUCGAGUGUGUAAUUGGGUCAUCAGUUGGAUUUGGAAUUUUACUCGGCUAUAUUGGCUUACUGGCUAUUCUCAGUUUCUUACUAGCUUUCUUGGCCCGGAAUCUACCAGAUAACUUCAAUGAGGCCAAGUUUAUUACCUUUAGCAUGUUAGUAUUCUGUGCUGUUUGGAUAGCCUUCAUCCCAGCUUAUAUCAACUCCCCUGGAAAAUAUGCAGAUGCUGUAGAGGUAUUUGCCAUUCUAGCUUCCAGUUUUGGGCUGUUACUGGCCCUAUUUGGACCAAAGUGUUACAUAAUAAUCCUGAAACCUGAGAAAAACACAAAAAAAGCUUUAAUGGGACGAGGCACACCAAUAUCAUAAAAUCAUGGUUAUCUGGGAAAAAAAUGAGAUUUAGUCUGAGUAGAUUUACUACAUUACAGACUUUCUGUAAUGUCUUCAUAUCAAAUUGUAGUUUGAAAUCAUUACAGACAUAUAAUUAGGACAGUAGUUAUUUUGUAGAUCUGUAUGAUUAGUUUGACCAACAUUUAUGUGAAAAGAGAGAAUAAAUCUUGUUUUCAACAUUGUCACCACUUGUUUUUAACCAGAUCAUGCAAGACUACUUUUUCUUUACGUUUCUUUAGAGACUGAUAUCCUAGCCCGCCUGUUGAU